Molecule: messenger RNA, 965 nt
Organism: Anarrhichthys ocellatus (wolf-eel)
Lineage: Eukaryota; Metazoa; Chordata; Actinopteri; Perciformes; Anarhichadidae
Product: tapasin-related protein-like
Exons: 4
Coding region: 84-950 (288 amino acids)
Source: RefSeq, a predicted model, not a curated record
AAAGUAGGUUUUCAACCCGUGAACAGCUCGGUGGUGUUGUGGUGGUCGGGCGGCUAGGAGAGGAUUUCUACCAAUUAAUAGUCAUGAGUCUGAUCUUAAAGAUACUUAGUUACUUGUGUCUAUGUGCAGGUGUGCAAUGUGUCCACCAGGUGUCAUGGCUGCCCUGUAAGUUCACAGAUGAGCAAGUGUUUAUGAACGACGGUCUCACUGAGACUCAGCACAUCCACAGGGAGGCCAUGCUGCAGUUUGGUCAAGCAGGAGACACUCCUGUUAAUCCACACGCCAUCACUUUCCUGAUCACCGGUUCUAAGUUGGACCUGCGGCUGUUCGUCGAGGAUGCAAAAACGGAGCAGUUGGAGUGCGAGCUGCGGAGGUACAGCACCGGGGGGAUCUACGUCCACUGGCCUUUCAAGGGGGGGCAAGAGUACAACCGCUGGUUCAGCUGCAUUCUCAAACACGACAAGUUCACGGUCACGGGCUUCCUCAGACACCCGUCGGACCAACCGCCCUCAGGACAGCAGGACUACCGCAGCUGGCCCGUCAUCGGGGACAGAGAGACUCUCACCACAUCAGUCGCCAUGGUCAUUAAAACACAGUCUCCGUCAGUGAGAGCCGGCCUGGGCUCCCAACAAAAGCUCCACUGCCAGUUUGCCGUCGACCACAAAGCACCCAACGUGACGGUGGAGUGGCACCGGCAGCAUCGUGGAGAGAGAACUAGACUCUUCAGUUAUAACGGCCGCGCGGGACGGAGCGAGGGCAGCGGCGUCGGGCAGAGGAGCCUAGCGGGCGGGGACGCUUCCUACAGCCUUCCCUUCGCCAAGAUGACGAGCGAAGGGACCUACAUUUGUUCCGUGUCAGUGAUUCCGCUGUUCGUCAGUCUGGAUAUCAGUCUGCACAUCGAAGGUGAGGAAGAGCCCGAUCGCAACCAGGACGGCAACCUCUGGUUCUGAUGAGUGAAGCCGAUG